AUGACGAAGAACUAUGAACGUGAGGAUCUGUAUCCCCUGCGGCAAACCGACGACAACGACGAGUAUAGCAAUGCAGGAUUUCUCUAUGACGCCACCACGGCUGCUGUGGCUGAGGCCAUAAACCGUAUAUUCCUGCCUUUACCGGUCAGAGCGGCAUUCAUGCGGACUUUGAAUAACCUUGACUCAAAGCGUUGUGCAGAACUGAACAGACAAGUUGAUGCAGCAAUUGAAGCAGCAUUCAAUCCCGAUCCAAAUCGCAGCGUCGAGCUUGACAAUGGCGCUUUCGUCGCAGUGAACUUCUUUGAUCAAAAGGGAACCCAUCUAGGGUGGUUGGGGCCCAAUGGGCAAGUUGUCAAGAUCCAAAACGAUGGGCCACUCGGUAUUUUCCAGCUCGAAUACACGCCAGAAUCCCCGGACGAAGCCAGCAGGAGAGCACCCGGAAGACAUGAACUGAAUAUACCUGCUGACGAAACCACCGGAAGAGCAACCGGAAAAUCAACCGAAAGACCUGAACUAGAUAUACCUCCCGCAACGAAAACUCCCGUUGUACAAAAACAGCCACCCCCGUCGAGAGGACAUCGUCGACUGCAACAUCCGUACCUAGCCCGAUUGGGCCGCACCGCCCCUUGGAGCUGGAAUAACCGGGCUUCCUUUUGA
Aspergillus alliaceus is the source of this 657-nucleotide messenger RNA. RefSeq lists its product as uncharacterized. The record is from RefSeq and is a predicted model, not a curated record. The transcript is spliced from 2 exons. The coding region runs from base 1 to 657 and encodes 218 amino acids. Lineage: Eukaryota; Fungi; Ascomycota; Eurotiomycetes; Eurotiales; Aspergillaceae.